GCCGGGAUAUCAGGAUCGCAUUGUUCAACGUGGUUGGGGACUUUGCACAUAACCGCACCACACGUACGGAGCUGCGUUAGUCAGACGGCAAGGAUUUAGUGAGAUGUCUGAGUUGCCACGUAAGUUCAGGAUGUAAAGAAUAUACUAUUGAAAGGACGAAAGGAUGCUGUACCUGACCAGCAGAAAACUGCUAGUGCAAGCUUGUCUACCUAUCCUGCAUCUCGACCGGUCGUACUCGCUAGGAGAUGUGCCUCGCUGGGCGAGAUCGCUGUUGCUGCGCGCAAUGAAACUUCUCGGCCCUACGGACUGACUUACCAUGGCUGCUGCAUCAGCUGGCGUCGUCGUCGGUGAGAUGGCAGCCCUUGAAGACCUUCAAAAAGAGGUGCACGUCGCAAUACGAGAAAGAGGUUUCUCCAGAGCGUCCAGAGAACGUUGCAUCGAAAGGGUGAAACGCUGCCUUGAUGCUGUACCCGCUCAUGUCGAGAGGAUAUGGCCUGACCAUGACACACAGUCCAGACCUUCUGCAAUGUGCCAAGCAAUUAGACAGAAGGCAUUUGAUGUCUACUGCCUUCUCUUGUCCCGCGGGUGUCAGUUCAAAAAUGCCAGGGAACGAAUGAAAUGCUUUGAUGACGUAGGACCAAUACAAAAAUCGGAGCUUCAGUACCAGUUAACUCGUUUCGCACGGCGUAACCAGGACGCUCACGUGGACUACCUCAAAAGUAGGUCUUUCAGCGUACCACCUCACGAUGGCUUUACCGAGGAAGUCGACAGCCUGUACAGGGAACUUGAUGGAGAUGCCCUGAUAAGAACGGUUCUCCAAGUAGCAGCUACAUCAGGGUACCUACGCAUCUUUUUUGAUUUUGCCAGAGAAGAUGUUCAGUGCAUGGCCGCGCUGCGUAAUGAACAGACUUAUGGAUUGACCGAUCCCGAGAGACAUACUAUCUAUAUCGCGGCAAACAGGAAUCGAGGGGACGUUCUCGGUACAUUGGCACAUGAACUGUGCCACUUGGCAGUUUCCUUGGCUUACGAAAAUGGAGGCAAACCUUAUCGGUCGGACGAUCGUCAGGGUCGAGAGCACUAUCAGAGUGUCCUUGAAGAGACGAUGGGAAGAAACCCUGAAGAAAUUAUCUUGAGAGACGCAUUCGAAAGCGAAAAAUCGGAAGAGGAGCUGAUCGUGAGAGUGCCACACGUUCUCGCGAAAUAUGGGCAUGGCGGUGUUAAUCGUCUGAACGAGAAUGCACCGAGCUUGUUCCAACAUUUCAAGAGUGUUUUCAUUCCGGACAUGGAAAAUUACCUCAUCAGAUUUCGCGGUGAAAUAGAUGACAAGAAAACGAGCCAUACAAAUGCAAAAUUAGGCAAAGCUUGCAAGACUGAUGACCUUGGGGUCACCUUUACGGAGGUCCCUAGCCAAGAAGAGUUGGUGGACGUCCCGCUCCUCGUACUCACCGCUCCAAACUUGACUCUCCUGGAAGUAAUGGUUCACGACCUCCUGAAGGCAACGAAACUGUCGUACCUGUUCCUCGAAGCACAAAAGUGGAACGAUGCGGUGGAAACGCUGUUGUCAAAGGACAAGUGCGACGUUGUGCUCCUCAGCAACCCAAGUAACGCUGUACCAGAAGACAGCUGCGACCGAAUGGCAGACAUCUUAAGCGAGUUAAGUGAAACGCGGGGAACGAGAGUUAUUCACCUCACUACGAACGAACAGAUGGAUCUCGUAGCGAAAACAUUGAGAAGACAGUCAUUUUUGAGUAUCAACACGGUGUCACAUGAACAGAGGAAAGCUUGCUUUCUAAACGUUGCGGAAGACUGUAAAAGGAACGUUUUGAGGCGUUCCUGGAUCAACUUCCAGGGCUCCCGCGAAAGACUCUCAAAAUGGGAAGAGACGGAUCUCAACAGUCUUCUCAGUGCCAUGGAUGAAGACACUUUUAUGGCUUUGUGCCAGUCCAACGAACUUAAUGUAGGUCCGCAAUUACGGAGAGACACCGAAGGAUAUUAUGUGACGAGAACGUGUCAGAGAUGGAGCUCCUACAAAGAGACACAUUUAAUGGAAACAAAUGAGAAGAUCAUUGCUGUCACCGGCGCCCCAGGAAUGGGUAAGACUAGGCUGGCGUCUAGAAUAGCUAAAAUGAUAAAAGAAAGCGGAAACAGAGAAUGGGUGCUCCACGUCGACCUCCCGAAAGUCAGCAAAAAGCUCAAGGCGCUGAAUGCCGAAGAUGCCUGCGGUGACCUAGAGAAUUUCGCAGAAGUAUGCGGAGUGAAAAAAGCUGGAUUUGAGUUUGCUCUCUUCAAGAAGACCAUCAGAGAAGGCAGUCCUUUCAAGGUUGUGCUUAUCUUGGAUGCUGUGGAUGAAAUGUGCGAAGAUGAUCGUAAAAAGCUCUUACGCUUUUUACACCUUCUUGUUCUGGUUCGCAAAGAAGUUUCCAAGGUGUUCGUCUUCAGCCGGUCUGUGUUCAAGGAUGAACUACGAGAAGCUUUGUCAUCAGAACCUUACGAACUUCUGCCUUUCACGGUGCAAGAACAAGAGACAUUCCUUAAACAGUACAAGGAGAGAACAACCCAGGGUCCAGUUACACACCAAGAACCUUCUGCUGUGCAUAGGUUACAAGACGUAUGGCGCCUGUUAAAGGAUGACGAAACGUUACUAGGCAUACCAUUUUUCCUCCGCAUGGUAGCAGCUCUAGAUCACGGAGAAGUUUUUGACGACAUUGAUUCUGAUGUGCUAAGAAAGGUAUUCGAGUCCACUGGCAGCGAAAGGUACCUCAGUAUUUACGAGCUGGCUACAGAAUAUAGGUACUUGCAGCACAGAAAAGAAAAAAAGAAAGAAGACAUUAGCAGAGCUUGCGUGGAAGACGAUGACGUCAUUUUGAAGGGACAUUUCUACAGCAGUCACCGUGCACUCGCGAUGAAGGCUGUCUUCGAUAAGAAAUUGUGUGAAGAUCUUCUGCAUGAAGACGAGAAAGAGUCCAUGAGUCUUCUAAAUAAAGUAUCAAAAAAUCUCUUAAAGCACGGUCUUCUAGACGGACUACGCGACGAUAGACCUGUGUUCAGUCCCCAAAGCAUAGCAGAGUUUUGGGCAGCAGAACGUCUCUUCGGCAAGAUAUCUUCCAGUGGAAGCGAUACUUUGCACCGUUUCGUAUUCAGCAUGUAUGGACAAGGUAGUUGCAAAAGAGUUACGGGAUUUUUCGACAGCUUCGGAAUGAAAUCAAAUGAAUUUCAUUUUGCCGUUAUGAACAGAAACGUGUCAUAUUUAAGAAAUUGUGCCCGUGACCAGGACCGUGACAAGCUUGAACGAAAUCAAUGGCACAUCGCCGCACUGCAUGCUGACGAAGACACUAUAUCGGUGCUUUCUUCUACUGAAACGAGAUCACUAGAAGAGAAAGACAAGUUAGGUGUUACACCGUAUGACUAUGUGCUUCAACUACACGAGUGGACUAGACUGCACUCAAUCUGCUCUCAGUGUAGUAACGGAGGUGUCUGCAUUGCACCUGUGAACAACUCUUCACCGCACUUCGUUGAGCGUGAGCUGAAGGAUCUGCAACAGUGGCUUCUGCGUGAACAGCGUGUUUAUUGUCCUAGUAGAUCUUCUGGUAAGGCACUGUUUUUUCACGUCGAGUCACCGGUGGCACUGAAAAGGCUUACGUCUUCCUGCUGUCACUAUUGCUGGCAAACAGAACGUAUUUCUAGAGUUCUAGAUGAAACAAGACACAGAGUGCCAUACGAGAACGACAACCACGCCGUCUGGACUGCUGUGACAAAGCACGUUCCGCACUCCAUCGUAGAUAAUACCGACAGGGCUGCAUGCGCGCACCCUGGAGCUAAAUGUCAGUGCUGGGCCGUCUUGAUGUUCGUGCUACCUGACCCGAAUCGCUCGGGCCUGUAUGAAGUGCAACGAGGGUUGCAAUUCAUUCACAUGUGGUUUGGUCUAAGUACCGGCUGCCGAAAAAGCGAGAAAACUGCGAGCGCUCAGCGAUCCGAUACUAGCCCUACAGAUGACGAAGAGUCUUCGGAUAAAUGGAUAGACAAUCGAACGAAUAUCCACAAGGCCAUAGAUGAAAGGAAUGUUGAUGGUGUCAAAAAGUGUCUCCAGUUCGCCCCCCAUCUCAAGCUCUGGCUGCAUCCGUCAAGUGACGAGACAGCGCUCCACCGUGCGGUUAAAAAACAAAGGAUGUCCAUUUACCGCCUUCUACGGGAACACGGGUGCAUCAUGAGAGACGAAGAAACGGCAGAUUGCUGUCACGAAACCGCAAACGUUGAAGCCUUUACGCACCGGUUCUACGAUGACAACACGCUUCAAACGCUGAGAAGUCACACAGAAAGCCGCCCAGAAACCGCAGACAACGAGCGAAGAACAGAUGACUUCUAUCACGCCUUACAGGCUAAUGAUUUGCUCAGGCCCAUGCUCAGUGUAUCAGGGACAUCACAACGUGUGAACGUCAUCCUGAAUUACGAUAUGGAGAGCAUUGACACAGUCGAGGGGGCCCUGGAAAACCCCAACCAUGGUUUCGCUAAUUUGGAGACAGAAACUAUUUGCGUCGCGGCUAAGAGGGAUAAAGGUGAAGUUCUUGGAACUCUUUCCCACGAGUUCGGUCAUUUGGCCCUCCAGUUCGUUUACAGAAAUGGUGGUAAGCCAUACUUGCUAACAGACAGGGAAAGGGAACUGCUCUAUGACACAAUACUAUAUAACAUCAGGAAGAACCAAGAUAAAAUGGACUCGCUUCUUAAAGACUUGCCGAGAGAGCACGAUAAGGAAGAACUAAUUGCCUAUGUUCCUCAUCUCCUCGCCCAGUAUGGUAGCCCCGGGGGUGAAAACAUUUUGGAGAAGGAAGCACCAGAACUCUUCGAUUUCUUUAAGAACGUGGUCAUCCCCGAUAUGAUCGCUUACACGAAAAACAGGUUCCCUACGCGAGAUCAAGCGAGAAUCGAGGUCGAAAAUCGACGUCUUAGACACGCCGAUCAAACGGAAGACCGUCAGGUGAAGUUAAAGAGAGAUCUCGACUACCGUGACCUUCCAGAUGCUCCAAUUCUCAUCCUUACGGCUCCGCACUUGACAGUGCUAGAAAUAAUGGCUUACAACGCUGUUAAGUCUACAGAGCAGACGCACCUGUUUUUCAUGUCUUCGCAGUGGAACCCUAGGCUCCAAGAUGUUUUGCUUUCAAACUGUUGCAAGUGUGUGUUGAUAACUUGUGAUCAGGACGCAGAUAUCCAGAACAUGCUCGAACUCUUGAUUGAGCUAAAUGAAGUGGCUGGCACGAAGGUGAUAUUACUCGCACAGGAAGACAAUGUCAAGAACAUGGUCCGAAGGCUUGAGGGGCACCCUUUCCUCGCGAACGUUCACAAGGUCAUGAAUGUUUCAUGCGCCCAUUUGGACACGGUUAAGGAAGACACAAAACGUGAAAUUCUGCGAACAUCGCGAAUAUGCUUCCAAGGUUCUCCGAGACUGCUGUCGCUUGAAGACCUGCUAGAUUUAGAUGACGACGUUCAAAUCCCCGAUGAAGUUACCUCUUUACUGUCUUGCCAGGCCAAAACGAUUGAUAUAGGAAUGCCUGUUCCACGACUUGACCAACGUGAGUGUUAUGUUGAGCGAAAGUGUCACAGAUGUAAUGCAGUUGACAUCAAAAAUCUUCCAUCCAGCUCUGAUGAGGCCUUUGCAUUCUGUGGAGAUAAAAUCUCAAAAAUUCGACGUGUCCUGCCUCCUGGACAGCAUAUUUAUUAUUUUCACUUCGUACAGAAGUUUGACAGGUAUGUGUAUCUUGAUAGCAUUGAUGAAUAUAGGGUCCUGGUGAACACGAAGUUCUAUAAAGAGAAAGUCGUGCACCUACUUCAGUAUGACGCUUCAUCCCAAAGCUUCCUCUUGAUCAAGUCCAAUGGUCCUACGAGUCACCUUCCAGUUACAGGAAAACAUACCUGUAGUGAGGUUGAUCUGGUGAACAAGGAGGGGGUUGUAGUUGUCUGCGGAUUACCAGGGAUGGGAAAAACUUCGCUUGCACUUCGGCUGUGCAACAUGACCAAAGAGAAAAAUGAGAAGAACUGGGUGUUGUACGUUGACCUUUCGAAAAUGAACCGAUCAUUAAGAUCGCUGGAAAUAGGUGAUGCACCCGGGCUACUCAUGCGAUUUGCGGCGCUAUGUGGCGUGAAAGAAAAAGGGCUCGAGUUUAUGUUAUUCCAACGAAGCAUCAAGACUGGAAGCCCUUUCAAAGUGACAGCAUUUUUUGACGCGUUUGACGAAGUCGAAGAAAGCAGUCGGAAAAAUGUCCUCCUCGUCACAAAGCUCUUGACAAGCACAAAGGCAUGCACCGUAUUUAUUUUCAGCCGCAACGUCUUCAAGACUGUGUUACAGGACACCUUACAAGUGGUACCCUUUGAGCUAUGUCCGCUCGAAGAUAAAAUGGCAUUAGAAACAGCUCGCGAUGAAGUAUGCCUGAAACGACAAAUGGUGCAGGUCGCAUUGCUGGCGAUGGGGCGAGAACUUUCACGAAAUCCUCUCCUACUACGAAUGACAAUGGGGCUAAUAGAAGACAAAAUCCCGGAUGAUUUCUUGAUUUCACUCGAAAUUCGAACUGGUUGUAAUGAAAACAUUGCAACGUUGUUCAGAAAGCUUGUAGAGUACAAGUGCAUGAUUUACAAAAAAGAAAAAAGAAGUGACGAUGUGCUCCUUCCCGCUGUGCAAGACGACUAUGAUGUGUUGGGAAAACAGUUCUACCAUGACCACGAGCUCCUUGCUGCUAUGGCUACGUUGGGUGACGAACUCAGCAAGCAGGUGCUGACUGAUGAAGAACGGGAAGAACUGGAGACACGUGUAAUGAAGCUUGUCCCUGAGAAUCGUUUGAGACAAGGCUUUAUUGAUGGAGAAAUCAAUGGGCACGCUGUGUUUGUAAGCGAGACAUUUGAAGCGUACUUCACGGCACGGCUGCUCUCCUGCAAGGUAAGCACAAAAAGGAGUCCCAACACUACGAGAAUUGUUCGAGACAUGUACUCGGGUGCUACCUAUGGACGCUGUAUUGUUCAUCUCGGUUGUCUUGAAGAAGCCAUCUCCAUGAGCGUUGCAGCCCUGAAGGACUUCAGGGCCACGUGCCCGACACCCAGCAGCACAUCCACGUUUGUUGAGCAACAGACCUCAAUAGACGUUGCCAGCAAGAAGGUUUCCCAAGGAAUGGAAGAGCAACGCAAUUACGAGCAAUACCUCGACAUCCUGCGUUACCUAGAGAAAGCCAUCUACAAACACCUUGAGCCCUUCAUGUUGAUUACACCAACAACGUGUUCGAAGUCCAGGACUCGAUUCAGCGUACGCAUUGUUGGUACAGAUAACGUCGAAUCCGAGAGUCUCACCGAGGUAGAGUCUGAUCAAUGCAGCUACCAGCAGACCAAAACUCAAGAAGACCUUCCUGUCUGUCGUCUCGAGGACGCGAUGUUAGACAGCUUUGAAAUCCUGGGCGACUUGAUCGCAAAACACUCGAAAUACGAUGAAGAGCAGAACGUCCUCGAUCUGAAAUUCUGGGAAAGUAUUCUGGAAGCCUUUAAGCUGGGUGACAACAUCGGCGUCCUCAGCAAAUUCCGUACCUUUGUGCACAGCGCGGCUACUAUCUUGGGGCGCCUCAGAGAUACGUACUCAAAAUUGAGUUCUACAGGCGAUGAAGCUGAUGUAGAGAGGAAGCGCAUCGUGGACAAGUCCUCGCAAGUCUUGACAUUCUUUGAUAGUUCCGGAGCUGCAUGUUGCUCGAUUCAUACCGCCAUCAUCAAUGGUGACUCUGUGGAUAUCAAUGAAGAAAGUAUGAACAUGCUUGACGAGCAUGGAAGAACUCCGCUUCAUGUGGCAGCAUUGUAUGCCAGCCCAGAGACCUUGAAGAACCUUCCACUGACUGACAAGCUGCCCCGUAAAGACUUGUUGGGCAUGACGCCGCUGAUGUACGCCGACAUAACCUGUGCAUGGCGUCGCUUAGAUAUACUAUGUGAGCGUCACAAGGACGACAGCAUCAAGUGGGACGAUCAGAUUUCGACAGUACGUAGAAAUAUUAGGACAGAAAAUCGCCUCGACAGGUCUGUGCUGUGCGAGUGUAUCGAAAUGGAAUUGCACCAUCUCUUAAGCAUAAUCCUCAGUCAGUUUUGCUCAUUGGUUUAUCACGGCGAGGAGAGAAACAAAACUCCGGAACGUGUACGUGUCGAUUCCAAAAGGGGCGAUCGUGGUGAGACUCCUCUCUUCAGGGCUAAGUCGUCGAACGUUUUCCUGCUUCUUCUCCCUUACUCUAAUCUUGAGGCCGUGGAGAGCGGGAAGCGUACACUACUGCAUCAAUGUGCCAUGAAAGGACGUGUGGACAUUGCCAAACGUGUUCUCAUUCGGUUCGCGACCAGCGGAGGUGAGACGUGGCUCGAUACGCCGCUUGGCUUGGCCGUUCGGUACUGGCAACACAAUGUCGUGAAUCUGCUGAUACCACAUUUCCCUGCUGACGUUGAGGCUAUUUGUAUGAGGCUGCAUGUAUGGAUAGACUCCGCAACUCGGCUCUACGAACGCCACCUCUCAAUAUUGAAGUUGCUUCAUCCUCAUUCAAGCGGUUUAUUUCAACAAGGUGUUCCUAACACAAUCACGAUGUGUAAUGACUGUGACUCUAUUUUAUACUUACUUCCUUAUUUGAACGUCCAUGCUACUGUUUUUGAUCGGUAUGAUCACUAUGAAUUAUUCGAACAUUCUGAGAGCUAUUAUCGCAAACGCAGGGGCAUGGGGACGUUGCGCAUUAUUAAGGUGAUAAAGCUGUUUCUCUUGCAUUCACUCGUAAGUGACUGGGCAAUGUUCAUGGCAGGCGCUGAUGACGAGAAUUUAUGUGACAUUAUAAAACCGGUGCUUCCACAUUGUGACGUUAGCGAGAUAUGCAACCUGGUGCAGUUCUUAGAGCCACGUAAAGGCAGAGAAUACGUGCUUCAAGUAUUACGCCGAAUGAAACAUAAAGUAUCACGAUGUGAUGUGGUGUGAUGUGAUGUGAAUAAAGAAAAAAAAGGAGUAUUACCUUAACGCGUCUCCGGAAGAGUUUGUACGAUGGAAGAUUGAAAAUGUCGUAGUUCCAACUCUGUACUGAACUCAACCUCUGAAACAAUAAAAUCUUGUUGGUGAC
This is a messenger RNA of Ornithodoros turicata, 9101 nucleotides long. RefSeq lists its product as uncharacterized. Gene Ontology annotation, molecular function: protein binding; ATP hydrolysis activity. Lineage: Eukaryota; Metazoa; Arthropoda; Arachnida; Ixodida; Argasidae. The record is from RefSeq and is a predicted model, not a curated record. The transcript is spliced from 3 exons. The coding region runs from base 317 to 8962 and encodes 2881 amino acids.